CCUUACAUCAGGUGACAGAGGCGUAUAGUUCUCAUUCGCCCCAGCAAGGUUUUUCUUUAUCCAUUUCAAGAACCAAGACAAAAUGGCGACUGCUGCCAUUCCACAGAAUGAGAUAGAAAACACAAUGCGUAUGGGGCUAAUGAUACAUCGGUCACAAGAUGUGCUUCAAGAUGUCCUCAGUACACAGUUACAAACAACUUAUCCAGGGUUGUUUGAUCCGUCAAAUGGUGGCAAGUUGUUUGACAUUUUAACUGACCAAAAGGCAAAUCAAACUUUGCUACAGUUGAAAAAAAUGAAAGUUUUGAAUGCAAGCCAAAUGAAGCUUCUAUACCCUUCUGGGAAUCCCUCUACAACUGUUACACUGAAGGCCUUAGAUGUGACUCUUACAGUAGUCUUGUUAAGAAAUAUCACAACACUAAACCCAAAGGGCAGUUGGGAGAAUCCACCGACAAGUGACAUGUCCAUGGAAGCCCAGAUUGGCAGAGUAAAGAAAUACCGCAACAAAAUUUCCCAUGGGGGCGCCAGUCUCACAGAUGCUGCAUUUCAGACACAGUUUAAAGAAUUGAAAGCUUUGUUGUUAUCACUGUCCACAAUCUACACCAGUGAUGACUAUGACAAGUUGCUUACAGAUCCAUUGCAUGCAGCAGGUAUGACAUAUUUAACAGAUAACAAGUGUACUGUGAAGAAUAGUGAGAGAAACUGCUCUUUUUGGCUAAUAGGGACUGUGCUCUAUUAUACUGACUGUCCACCAGCAUAUAAAUAA
Messenger RNA from Lingula anatina, 763 nucleotides. RefSeq lists its product as uncharacterized. The record is from RefSeq and is a predicted model, not a curated record. NCBI's taxonomy places the organism in Eukaryota, Metazoa, Brachiopoda, Lingulata, Lingulida, Lingulidae. Gene Ontology annotation, molecular function: ADP binding; protein binding.